GGGGAGAGAGAGAGGAACAGAAAGCAUCAUUACUUCAUCAACACCUCACAGAGACAGUCGAGAGCCUUAAGCACCUGUGUGCAACUUCAGGAGCGAGUUUUGCGCCAGAGUUGCAGCAUGUUUCCCACUCGGCGUUUUGAGUCCAAGCGUACUGACAUGGUUUUCGCUUAAUCCAUUUCUGGAGGACGUUUAUUUUAUUCCAGCUAAUGUGAGAUCGCAAUUUUCAUUGGAAUGAUGUGGACCUUACAUGACGGUGUUGGAUUUGUGCUCUUUUCCUGUUUGUCUAUUCAGGUUGGAUUUUCUCUUGACGGGACGUUUACCGAUUUCCCUACUAACAUCACUGCGAGAGAAGGACAGAACAUUGAAAUGGCAUGCGCAUUUCAAAGCGGUUUGUCCUCGGUUUAUUUAGAGAUCCAGUGGUGGUUUGUCCGUGCUCCAGAGGAAACGCUUACAAGCGAGGAGGAUGAGGACGACAGAGAGAUGGAGCUGAUCCCAGAACCAGACCCCGAUGAAGAAGGGACCAAAAUAAGUACAGUUAAGGUCCAAGGCAAUGACAUCUCCCACAAGCUGCAGAUCUCUCGGGUAAGCAAGAACGACGAGGGGCUGUACGAGUGUCGCGUCACGGAUGCCAACUAUGGAGAGCUCAAGGAGUACAAGGCUCAGGCCUACCUGAAAGUCAACGCCACAAUCCGACCCCGUAAUCGGGCCAUUAAGAAGACCUCGCCGCUGCACUUGACUGAUAAGAAACCUCGCAAGAACAGCUCGGCUUUGGGCCAAGACACCAACGGCAUGAGCUCGGACCAGAGGUCUCAGUCCACUUCUACCUCUCAGUCGUCACAAUCCAAAACAGUCAAACACAGCACAGGGUCAGGUAUGAGGAUAGCCACGAGUAAUGGACUUGCUGUUCUCCUCCUAACGUCUGCUCUUGUGAGGGGAUCAUUGCUAUAGUUUCAAGACUGUGACUCUUUCCCAAAAUCCUCCUAUUUCAAAGCCAAGAGAAAAUGCCUGCUUUUGGAUGGAGCGGAUGGCACAGUUGUUCCUUACUUCAAACCACUACACAGCACCCACUGUUGUAUAACGAUCGUCACCAGAAGCACCUUUCUUUCGAAAGCCUACAAAACUGCCAUACCGGACACGUGCUUAUUGCUUCAAUCCAACAGAAGACAAAAAUGGAUACAGACUCUUAUGGGAUCUUGCACCCAUAUAUAUAUAAAUAUAUAUAAAUAUAUUAUUUUUUUGUUUGAUUGGUUGUUUAUGUUGACCUUUUAUCUCCAGCUGUGAAUUUAAUACAUUGCUCUGAAGUUCGGAAAAGUCUAUAUUUGUGUAAAGGAUAUACGGUAUAUAAAAGUAUUUGAUUUCAAAUCCCCUCGACUAUGUACAGAAGACCUUCAUUCUAGUGUAUUCAUAUGCAGAGACAGCCUUUGAAAAAAGAUAAGAGAAAAUUACAGCACCACGGCUUUAGUACAUUGUGUCUGGGUCGCUUAUUGAGCCAUGCUUAACUAUGUGGUAAAUCACAGUGUGUAUUCUGCAUUGAGCUGCAGUGAUUUGCAUUAAUGCAGAUGUUUUUUGCUUAAAUGUAUGUUUCUUUUUUCUUCGUUUGGCAUAAUAAAUGUGAGUACUGUAUAAUACCUCUGCCAUGUUAGUAAUGUUGUACACACUAAAGGAUAGUAAACAUGCCCGCAUGCCAUGCGUGAGAGUCACGUUGAGAUAAAACUCAAGUACACAAAUCCACUUGUGAGUAAAGUUGCCCAGGACUGGAAACUGAAUAACAUACGGCAUACGGCCAUGUUAACGGCAUAAUGGAAUUUCAGUUUACUUCAUUUCGUGCUGUUAUUUUUUAAGAGCCGAGGGUCAGAGAAAUUGUUUGAAAUAAAUGUCCCCAGCUUUCGACCUUCAAAUCACUAAAGCUGUUGCAUGACCUUCAGCGCUAUUGAAUGUUGUGAUUGUGCCCUUAUAAACAUCUCAAGUCUGACUCACCUGCGUUUAAGUGUUGAAGAUGAUUGCCUUUCAACACUCAAAGCCACUGUCAUUUCCACAAUGUGUUUACUGUCUUCAAAAUCACGUUUGUAUCAGACCGUAGGAUUUACUAUAUAGCUGAAAAAAUCAAUAUGUGGAGGUGGUUAGUGAAUGGUUUUCUCUGUUUAUUUUUUUACUAGACAAAGAUCAGCUUAUUUCUCUUUGUUGCUGCUCUAAAUUAUUUUUAUUUUCAUAAAUCUGUGCAGUUUGGAGAAUGCAGAUUUAAUUUGCUAUAAGUCAGAAUCAACUUUGUGCAAAAAUGUGCCAAUAUUUAGAUUUUUUUGGUGUUGUUGUUCUGUUAGUAAAAAUGUAGCCUUGUAAUGGUGUGUGCAAUUUCUUGCACAAGUAAAAACAAAUGGUGCU
This is a messenger RNA of Paramisgurnus dabryanus, 2379 nucleotides long. It is a transcript of the gene vstm2a, whose product is annotated as V-set and transmembrane domain containing 2A. The record is from RefSeq and is a predicted model, not a curated record. Gene Ontology annotation, cellular component: membrane. NCBI's taxonomy places the organism in Eukaryota, Metazoa, Chordata, Actinopteri, Cypriniformes, Cobitidae.